Messenger RNA from Manihot esculenta (cassava), 1696 nucleotides. RefSeq names its product AT-hook motif nuclear-localized protein 22. Gene Ontology annotation, cellular component: nucleus. The record is from RefSeq and is a predicted model, not a curated record. The coding region runs from base 487 to 1410 and encodes 307 amino acids. The transcript has a single exon. Gene Ontology annotation, biological process: vegetative to reproductive phase transition of meristem. Lineage: Eukaryota; Viridiplantae; Streptophyta; Magnoliopsida; Malpighiales; Euphorbiaceae. Gene Ontology annotation, molecular function: DNA-binding transcription factor activity; minor groove of adenine-thymine-rich DNA binding.
GUAGGCCCCACACACCGCCCAUGCGCACGCUGUCUUACUAAGACAUCCCAUCAUCGACCCGAUGCCUUGACCUAACCCUAACCCAACAACACUACACCCAAAAAGCUAAAAAUAUGCUCUCUCUCUCUCUCUUUCCCCUCGUCUCCUUCAGUUUUCUCCCAAGCCUGUAGCCAACAACUUAUAUUCAUCUUAAGAGAUUAAUUCAAACACUUAUUACAGAUCAAGCUUGAAGGCCAGAGAUAUGAAGCAUGGGCUUGAUUAAGCUCUUUCAGCUACAAUUUUGUUUGCUGUUGAUUACACGUCCUUUUUUUCUUGUGUAGCUGAAGGUCAGUAGCAGUUUUGGUAUAUCUCCCCAACCACGAAAAAGAAAAAGGGCAGAGAAAGCAACAAGUAAGCAAACAAGCAGAGCCCCAGAAUCUAUCUCCUAAUUUAGUUGCUCUUCAGUAUAUUAGAGAUAAUUAGGGUAAAUUACAAGAAACAAAGAAAAUGGAUCCAGUUGCAGCACAUGGCCGUCCUCUUCCACCUCCUUUCCACAUCAGAGAUCUUCAUUUGCAUCCUUUCCAUCAAUUUCAACAACAUCAACGGCAGAAUUCUGACGAAGAACAACAAAGUGGUAACGGGAGCCUAAACCGUGGUCAAAAGCGAGAACAUGAUGACAUCACUAACCCCACUGCCACAGCCACAAACACUGCUGAAGGAAAAGAACUAGUUCCUGCAACAGCUGGUGGAGAUGACGAGAUCACAAGAAGACCCCGUGGAAGACCUUCCGGGUCCAAGAACAAGCCGAAACCACCGAUCAUAAUCACCAGAGAUAGCGCCAAUGCCCUGCGAUCCCAUGUCAUGGAAAUCGCCAACGGGUGCGAUAUUAUGGAGACUUUAUCAACUUUUGCGAGGCGGAGGCUAAGAGGGGUUUCGGUUUUGAGUGGGGCUGGUACGGUAACUAAUGUCACACUUAGGCAGCCGGGUUCACCCGGAGCAGUGGUAACUUUGCACGGAAGGUUCGAGAUUUUAUCGCUUUCAGGAUCGUUCUUGCCACCUCCAGCUCCUCCAGUUGCGUCGGGCUUGACCAUAUAUUUAGCCGGUGGUCAAGGGCAAGUGAUUGGGGGGAGCGUGGUGGGUCCUCUUCUGGCAUCUGGGCCGGUGGUGAUUAUGGCGGCUUCUUUUGGUAAUGCGGCAUAUGAGAGGCUGCCGUUGGAGGAGGAUGAGGAGCAGGCGCCUGUGCCUGGAAGUGGGCCUCUAGGCUCACCUGGAAUUGUCGGGCAACCGCAGCAACUACCACAGCAACAACAGCAGCAACAACUAAUGCAAGAUCCAAACCCAUCCCUUUUUCAAGGGUUGCCACCCAAUCUAUUAAGUUCAGUGCAACUGCCAGCUGAGGGCUACUGGGGCACUUCACGCCCUCCUUUUUAGUAACAGAAGAAACUGUGUUUUUUCCUUUCUUUUCCUCGCCUUUUUUUUGUCUUUUGUUAAUUUAUUUCUAAAUUAUCUUUCACUCUCUUCUUCUUUUUCUUCUUCCAUUAAAAGUUAGGGGAUGUUUAAUUAAGAUGUUGAUGAUCGGGGUAGUCAUCUGCCUUUGAGUGAAGAAGGAUGUACAAAUUUCCAAGUUUUUUUCCCCUUUUCCCUUUUCUGUGGGUUGAUUUGUUUGUUCCUCUUUUUUUUUUCCUAAUAUUAGUGUGCUCCUUUGAUUUAGCUUAAA